UUAGAAAUGACAGAAAGAUUAAGAAAAAUAAUUCUCACAAUUUAAUAACUUCACCCACCCUAGAAACUAACUCAAGCUAAACUGAAUUGGAAAAGUGUUAAAAUAAAAACUGAUUUUUAAAAAAAAUAAAAACUGGCGGGAUAGUUUUGAAUCGCGUUUAAAACUUUGGCACCCUUGGCCUUCCUUACUCGGUCAGUAGGGACCGGGCUAAGCUAGCUGCUGGUUGCCGGAUAGCUUGCACCAGAAGCGCACAGAAAGCAAGACAAUGGCGGGUGUACAUCCCCAGGACGACCUGCUGAAAAUGACACACAGAGAAAACUGGAAGGUGCAACACGAACGCCUGCACAUGAAGCACAGAGGACACGAGGCCAUGCACGCAGAGAUGGUGCUGAUCCUCAUCGCCACGCUGGUGGUGGCUCAGAUAGUCCUGGUGCAGUGGAAGCAGAGGCACCACCGCUCCUACAAUCUGGUGACUCUGGUCCAGAUGUGGGUGGUUCCUCUUUACUUCACCAUCAAACUGUACUGGUGGCGGUUUCUGUCCAUGUGGGGGAUGUUCUCCGUCAUCACUAGCUAUGUCAUCUUCAGAGCCACCCGCAAGCCGCUGUCCUGCAGGACGCCGAGGAUGGUCUACAAGUGGUUUCUGCUCAUCUACAAGCUGAGUUAUGCAGUCGGGGUUCUGGGCUACAUGGCCAUCAUGUUCACCAUGUUCGGCUUCAACGUCUUCUUCAGGAUCAAGGCAGAGGACUCGAUGGAUGUCGGCGUGAUUAUGCUGUUUUAUGGACUUUACUACGGCGUCAUGGGCAGAGACUUUGCUGAAAUCUGCUCGGACUACAUGGCUUCUACAAUUGGGUACUACAACAAGGGUGGCAUGCCCAGCAGGAGCCUAACCAAUGAUAUCUGUGCGGUCUGUGGUCAGAGGAUCCUGGUGAACGUGGAGGAGGAAGGAUUUAUAGAAGACACCUACCAGCUCUCCUGUGGACACUUAUUCCACGAGUUCUGCAUCCGUGGCUGGUGCAUUGUGGGUAAAAAGCAAACGUGUCCAUACUGCAAUGAGAAGGUUGACUUGAAGAGGAUGAUGAACAACCCCUGGGAGAAGACGCAUGUCCUUUAUGGGCAGCUUCUCGACUGGCUUAGAUACUUGGUUGCUUGGCAACCCAUCAUCAUUGGAAUAGUUCACGGCAUUAAUUUCUCCCUGGGCCUCGAGUAAAGCCCCGAGGAACACCGCCGUAAGUACGGCUGGAGUCGAGUUACGCUCAGGACACAUGUGGUAGCAAACUGUCACACAAGGAACCGAUUGCAGCUGCUUUCAAAGUCUUUUGUUUCGUGUUCUUUGACUGAACUCUUGCACGAUUUACUGCAGAGUAAACGGAAAACGUCAGAGUCUCAACACAACCCCAAAACUGCUGCCAACCCAAACAAAAUGAUUGGAGUGCAGAGCCAGUAUUUUGGAAGAUGAAUCUAGUUUGGUCCUUCUGGAAGUGUUGCUGUUAUUCAUGCUAUUUCUGUUGAGCUGAAAGGUGCUUUACUUUUUUCCAUCUUACAGAUUUAGUGAUUAAUUUGCACACUCCUUCACUGUUUGUUGUUUUUUUUUUUUUUAAAUAUAAUAUUUCUCCUUCCCAUUAGACUUCAUGUCUAUUUGGAUUGUUGCAGCUCUUUGCACAUUGUUUAUAAAAAGGACAGCUCUGGGUUACACUUACACUUAUAAUUGUAACUUGACAGUAUUUGAGUGUGUCGAUGCAAAGUACUGAAGCAUGCUGUGUACUGUAUGUAAUCUUGAUUCUGUUUGCUGUUCUUCUGUUUCUGCUACAGUUCAGCAUACGUCUCCCACAGCAUUGAUAAAACUCAGAAGUCUGGUGUAACUAUCGGUAGCAAUUUGUUGUACAGUUUUCACAGAGUUCAUAAGGUGUUGUACUUUCUCCUGCCAUGAGAAUGAAAUUGAAACCCAAGUCUACUCUGACAUGCUAGCUCUCGGGCAUAUUAAAUCAUGUGAAUGCCAUUGCAAGUUUAAACGGGUCACAACCGGGAUUCGACUUAUAAUAACUGAAUCAUGAUGAGUACAUGUUUGUCAUAGUCGCGGUUCAGGUUUGAUGAAAAAUUGAGUUUUUGCCUUGAAUCUGCAGCUACAGCCUUAAUUUCUGACAUGCUUUUCCUGUUGUUUCAUGCCUCUCACAUGUACGCUUAAAUAUUGGGAUUUCUCUCAUUCUUUCACAGAAAUCCCAAAUUGUUGGUGUUGGUGGUUCUAGUCAAAGAAUAUUUCUGGUAUAAUACAUGAAUUGGCACACUCCCGGCUGUAAGAAGCUGAUGGAGUAUUGUCACCCUGCUGAGUGGGCAGGUGGUUUGGACACCCAAGUUUGUGGAUAAGAGGCAACAUAGGAUUUUGAAAUGGAUACCAUAGGUGCAUCUACUGAAAAUCUCAAGAAAAGUUUGAAUCAAACUAAGAAAAGUGUUACCUAGUCCAGUCUAAAUAGUUGUGUACAACUGUUUACAUUUAAUGUACUCCUUUUUUUUCUAUUAUGUUUUAAUUUAUAUGAAGCUGAAGUUGGUGGUUAAUGGUCACCCUAAGGUAGCAGUAGAUGUCAAUAUGUCAGAUUUGUGUUUAUUAAUGAGUUUUCAUAGACUUACUAGAGUAGGACCAUUUAAAGGCCCACUUCCAAUCCAAUGCCUAUUCAAAUUCAUUCUGUUACUUUGGAGGGCCAUUCAGAACUUCAUGUUUAGAUGGAAAGAGACUCUGCUUUAAUUCACUGCAGAUAUCUAUAAAUACAUGGUUUUUGCCAGAGAUUGUAUAGCCUUAGGUGUUUUUGACAUGUGCACAAGCAGCAAUCUCCAAGGCUUAAAUUAAAUCCCACGACUAGGGCUACAUCCACACGUACAUGGCUAUUUUUGAAAAUGCAGAUUUUUCUAUGCAUUUGUGCUUUUCGCCCUAAACAGCAUUUUCACUCACUGAAAACUGAGAUUUUUAAAAACGUCACAGUGCGCCACAUUAUUGUUUACAUGAGAUAAAUUUCUACAAUAAAAAAUACUGUUGCUGUUAAUUUUACUAUCUGCAGUUUUUACACGCUUACAUAUACACACGCAGUUACUGUCCCUCCAUUUAGAAAGACAGAGGCAUCAGAGCGAACUUUGGACGUGGCUUUAGGUUUUGUGAGGGUACAAAACCCUGUUUACUCUUUCCCUCCCGGGCUUCUAGACUGGCCAACAUUGCUACACUGUUAGGAUUUGGCAUGUUCUUGACAGCGUUUGACUUCAUUUUUAGUGUUCACAUGUGGACAGAGAGAUUUUUUUUUCAAAACUGCACGUGUGGAAGGGAUUAAAAAAAAUAAAUUCAAAACAAAAACAGAAAAUCUGUUUUCAAAAAUACCCGUGUACAUGUGGAUGUAGCCUAAGUGCCAGAAAUUGUGACUCCUUUAAUGGCUGCUUAAAGCUGGCUUUAAAGGUAAGUCUAUCCAUCCACAGAAGCUAAUGUGAUAAUUCCAGUCUGUGGGAA
Molecule: messenger RNA, 3484 nt
Organism: Oreochromis niloticus (Nile tilapia)
Lineage: Eukaryota; Metazoa; Chordata; Actinopteri; Cichliformes; Cichlidae
Product: RING finger protein 175
Exons: 9
Coding region: 266-1207 (313 amino acids)
Biological process (GO): ERAD pathway
Cellular component (GO): endoplasmic reticulum membrane; Golgi membrane
Molecular function (GO): ubiquitin protein ligase activity; metal ion binding
Source: RefSeq, a predicted model, not a curated record